Rosa rugosa (rugosa rose) is the source of this 603-nucleotide messenger RNA. RefSeq lists its product as uncharacterized. Bases 1 to 603 code for a protein of 200 amino acids. The record is from RefSeq and is a predicted model, not a curated record. NCBI's taxonomy places the organism in Eukaryota, Viridiplantae, Streptophyta, Magnoliopsida, Rosales, Rosaceae. Gene Ontology annotation, molecular function: nucleic acid binding; RNA-DNA hybrid ribonuclease activity. The transcript is spliced from 2 exons.
AUGUCUUUACAGUCAAAAGUAACAUUUUGGUGUGGAAAGAGAGAAACCAGCGACUCUGGGUUGGUAAGGCAAGGACUGUGCAACAGACAUAGUGUGACACCUAGAUUGGGGAGACAGGUUAAGCCGUGGUGUCCUCCUCCUGCAGGAUGGCUUAAGGUGAAUAUCGAUGGUGCCUUUGAUCAAGGCACACGUCGGGGUGGGUUAGGGAUAGUAGUAAGGGAUACUGAUAGCAUGGUGGUGGCAGGUGCUUGUGGUCAGUGGUCUGAUGUGUUGCAGCCAAUAGUAGUGGAGGCCUUGGCAAGUAGGUUAGCUUGCAAGCUAGUGGAGGAUAAUUCUCUAGCUCCAGUUAUUUUUGAAUCAGACUGCCUGCAGUUGGUUCAAGCCAUCCAAACUGAUGGAGAUGAUACCUCGCAGUUGGGUAGAAUUAUUGAUGACAUUUCUUUGUCUAUUUCUUCUUUAGCAGGUUCUUUUUUCUCUCAUGUUUAUAGAGAGUCAAAUAUGCUAGCUCACAAGCUAGCUAAGUUUGCUUUGGCUUCAGGAUUGCAGGUUUCUUGGAGUGGGCAUGUCCCUCCAGAACUUAGCAAUUUCUUUUGUAACAAUUAG